AUGAGUUUUUACUUCACUUUUGGAUCCAGUUUUAAGAACGCAGAAUACUGCAUUCAAUGUCUGGAAGAUCAUUAUGCAAACAAAGAACAAAAUUUGUGUGCUCCAAAGAAGAUCAGCUUCUUGUCAUACAAAGAACCGUUGGGUUUAAUCUUAGCUAAUUUCUCUCUUUCCUUUUGUUUUAUCACAGCUUUGGUGCAUGGGAUAUUCAUUAAGCACAAGGAGACUCCCAUAGUCAAAGCCAACAAUCAAAACAUCACCUACACUCUCCUCAUCUCCCUCUUGCUCUCCUUUGUUUCUGCUUUGCUGUUCAUUGGCCAACCGCAUAAAGUUAUGUGUCUCUUUCAACAAGCUGCUUUUAUCAUGAUAUUCUCUGUGGCAGUUUCUUGUAUUUUGGCCAAAACGAUUACAGUCAUUUUAGCUUUCAUGGCCACCAAGCCAGGGUCCAGUAUGAGGAGAUGGAUGGGGAAAAGACUGGAUAUUUCUGUUGUUGUUUCCUGCUCCCUAGUUCAAGCUAUUCUUUGUACUCUAUGGCUGGCAAUCUCUCCCCCUUUCCCUGAUUUAGAUGCACAUACAAUGGCUGAAGAGAUUAUUCUGGAAUGUAAUGAAGGAUCGGCCAUCAUGUUUUACUCUGUCCUGGCCUAUAUGGGCUUCCUGGCCAGUAUCAGCUUCACUGUGGCCUUCUUAGCCAGAAAGUUGCCUGACACUUUCAACGAAGCCAAGUUCAUCACCUUCAGCAUGGUGGUGUUUUGCAGUGUGUGGCUGGCAUUUGUCCCAACCUACCUUAGCACAAAAGGGAAAUACAUGGUGGCUGUGGAGAUCUUCUCCAUCUUGGCCUCUGGCGCUGGGUUACUGGGCUGCAUCUUUGCCCCUAAAUGCUAUAUCAUUUUGAUUAAGCCUGAGUUGAACAACAGGGGGCAGCUAAUGAGAGGAAAGAACAAAUCACAAAUUGGAAAGUCCCAAUCUAGUUAAAGUUGGAGUGAAUGAGUGCCAACAAACUCAAGCUGAUUCCAGAUGAGACUGAGGAACCUUUGGAGGGCAGUUCCCUCGACUGUAUGGAUGGGAGGUUGCCUGCUCUUGAUGUGGUUACACUCCUUCUGAAGGAGUGGGUAAAUAGGUGAGGGCUACUUCUUGAUCCUUUGCUCUUGCUUGAGGCACAGGUGACCUCCGUGGCUUGGAGUGCCUUUUAUCAGCUUCAGCUGG
Molecule: messenger RNA, 1200 nt
Organism: Podarcis raffonei (Aeolian wall lizard)
Lineage: Eukaryota; Metazoa; Chordata; Lepidosauria; Squamata; Lacertidae
Product: vomeronasal type-2 receptor 26-like
Exons: 2
Coding region: 1-969 (322 amino acids)
Biological process (GO): G protein-coupled receptor signaling pathway
Cellular component (GO): membrane
Molecular function (GO): G protein-coupled receptor activity
Source: RefSeq, a predicted model, not a curated record